Messenger RNA from Plutella xylostella (diamondback moth), 3292 nucleotides. RefSeq lists its product as uncharacterized. The record is from RefSeq and is a predicted model, not a curated record. Gene Ontology annotation, molecular function: zinc ion binding; nucleic acid binding. Lineage: Eukaryota; Metazoa; Arthropoda; Insecta; Lepidoptera; Plutellidae.
CGGCCUACCGCUUCGGCUGACAUCGGAACGCAUUCUCUCGCUCGACGCGAAACGUCAAAUGAAGUGAACUGAGCCACAAUCCAUUGUCUGUGCUGUAUUUUUGUGUUUUAUUCAGUUUUUCAUCGAUUACCGACUUGAUAAUGCUGCCACCGAGCCGCGAGGACGACGACGACGACAGCCACCUCUGCAUCAAGUGCAACGCGACCGUCAUCGGCCUCGACAACUACGUCAAACAUCGCAAGCAACGGUGCCAGAAUAAAUAUACCCAAGCAAAGAGCUUAAAAACUGAUAUUCCCAGCUUGGACACUUUAGAACCCAGCUACAGCCUCGGCGCAGAUGUUUUCUUCCAAUCGCUGGAGCUGCAGAGCAGUGCCAAGAAACCAUCGGUCAGACUUACUCCCCCCAUACCAGUGUCCAGUAAAACAAGCCAAGUAUCAGAUAGGAAGCAUAAUUUGGCGACUGCGACCUCUUCUCGAGAUAUUCCGUUGCAUUCGCCAUUGGAAAGUAACUUGAGAGGCGAAGAUUGGAUCGGAGGUCAUAGUUUGCGAAUAGGAAAUAGCGAAGCUGACAACCAGACUAAAUUGAUAAAUGCAGUCGCCAGCAUUAGUGGGACAGCCAAGAAGGAUACUUCUACGGCUUACAACAUUGUUCCGUACAACGAUUUCAAAGGUGACGAAGAAUCAGAUGAAGCCUCAGAAGACUCGGAAGAUGAAGAGGAUGACGAACCUCCAACUACAGGGGGAAAGUGGAAGCCACCUCCUCACCACACUGGCGGCAAGUGGCGACCAGACUCCCCAGAACAUGAUGUUUGGGAAAUGAAAGAAGACCACACCGGAGGAAAAUGGAAACCAUUGAUGCCCACCGACACUCAGGAAGGAGAUGAAGAUUAUGACGCGCCACCACCUGGUCAUACUAAAGGAAAGUGGAUCCCUGGAGCUCAAGAAUCCAAGUCUCAAAUAAUGAGACCCACGAUACAGACGAAAACAUCAGUCCAGUAUUGGUGUGGCCCGUGUAAUAGGCGUUUAGGGACAAAAGCGGUAUAUCAGAAACAUUUGAUGUCCAAUUUACACAUGAAGAAAAUCUUGCCCGAAACUGAUUUAGAGUUUUCUGGGCCAACUGACUCGUCAAAAAGUAUAGGAAGUAGGAGAUCUAGCCGAACUCCAAAAUCUAUCAAUGACAGUAUUUACGUUCACGAAAACAAACGUAAAAGGGAUGAAGAAGUGACUGAGAAGCUCGGCAAAAAGAAAAGAAAACGUAAGCCUUACUACACCAAGUGCUACGGCUGUGAGUCUAGGGUUAGGGUUCAUUUGAUGGGUAAACAUUUGAUUUCACACUACCACUUCAGGAAGGCCACUGACACAUCUAAUCUGGAAUAUCAAAAAAUGCUACUUGACAAUAUGCACGCCAUUGUCCGCCAAGCCCCUUUCCAGUGCAGUCCUUGCAAAUUUUAUUCCAACUGGCUUUCCACUUUCAAACAGCACUGGUUAACGGAAGAACACCAAACUAAAAUUUCCUCUCUAGAAGGAAAAUAUUGGUGCUCAUUUUGUAAAUUUGAAUGUGAUAGUUCUGGAGACAUGCUACAACAUCUUUCGAGUCCUGAUCACAACGAUGUCGUGGCGGUAGUGAACCGAUCUAUGCCCAUAAUUAUACGCAAGAGAAGCGUAUUUAAAUGUAAAACGUGCUUCAAGGAGUUUAGAUAUAAUAUCGAAGUAAAAAAACACUGUAACAAAACUGGUCAUGAGCCGACUCAUACAGCUACAGACGUGUACCAAGAGCUCCACAACUGUCAUCAGUGUAGAAUCAAGUUCAGAUCCUCCUUGGCCCUGGCAGGCCAUCUCAAGAUCAAACACAAACAGAAAGUAUACUUUUGUAUGGUGUGUUCGAAAUCUUUCAAAACAUCAGAAGAGGCCGUGAAACAUCGCCAGACGUCGGAACACAAAAUCAGAAGGAAAGAGAUGUUAAAAGAGAGAGGAGUUCCAAUAAAGGACAUGAGAAAGAAAUGUCCUUAUUGUGUAGACAUUGUUGUGAAGAACGUGUUAGAUCUGAAAGAUCAUCUUGAGAGAGUGCACCCUGACAUGAAGAAAAAAUGUCCCCACUGCGGAAUGGCUUUCACGCUCUCACAAGAAGUGAGUCACCACGUCAAGAGCAACGCCUGCCAGUUCUCGGUUCCCGGACAACUAGACUCACCCACCUUCUGGAACUGCAGCCAGUGUCUCUUCAGAACCGACUCGCAGGCCGAAUGCUACUUCCACGAAGUUCUACACACUGACCCAUUGAUCGAAGUUCACAAACUUGGCGAUGAGGAAAAAGUUGUGCAAAAGUUUGUGUGUCCUUUUUGCCAUAAGGCGUUUAGGAAAGCGUCUUUGAAACAUCACAUUCGACAACAUACGUUUGAGAGGCCGUUUGCAUGUUCCAUAUGCUGUGCCAAUUUCACCAGACAAAGCUCGUUGAGCAACCACGCGAGACUUGAGCACGGAGCCGGCGCCAGCACCUCCACCGCACCACACGCCCAGAGCAUCAUGAGGAAAGCUAUCAACGAAACCAAGAUAGAAUACCAACCCAACGACCAUGAGCUUUACAUCAACAAUUACAAGUCAAACUUGAAAAGAGCCGUUCCAUCUUCAACCCCAAACGAAACCGAAGUUAAGAUACGGGAGCACACAUGUCCGCACGACACAAUAUGCAAAUACGUUGCUGCAACUGAAAAACAGUUAUUGAGGCACAGAAAGUCUCAUCAUGGGGAGCGACUCAAACCGCAUGAAUGUCCUAUUUGUACAUUUAAGACAGACCAAUCAAGUCAUAUGAAGCGACACAUGAGGUGCCACGCAGGGUCCAAGCCAUACAAGUGCCCACAUUGUCCGUUUGAUUGUGGUAGUUUGGAGAACCUACGGAAGCACGUCUUGACUGGUGGGAGGCACUCGGGUCUGUAUCUGUACAACUGUACGGAAUGUUGUGGACAGUUUGCCACCAACAUGGCCGCUGAGCUACGGUCUCACCUGACUGAAGUGCACGGAGACAAGUAUGACACUAAGACUGCUAUUGAAGCUGUUAAGAGGCAUUUGAUGAAGGAUUUUACUAGUGAUAUUGGCAACUAGUGUUUGACUUUGGUGAUUUGAUCUGUAAGUGAUAAAUAGUUUAUGCCUGACCAGCAGGGUUGGCUGCAAACUGUGGGACCAAGGUCCUGAUGGAAAGUAGUUCAAGCAUGUGAACGACUGUCUUAUGACAACAGGGGUAUUUUUGUGUUUUAGUUUUCUAAAUAUUCUUUUUUACAAGCUAGGCUAGUUAAUUUGUA